UGAAGGCGGUGAAGCGAGAGACCCGCGGCCGCACUGAAGAGGGAGCAGCACUGACCGAGCGCCAACGUCCGGAGUCUCGCGCCUUAGAGACCAGCCAGCCCUCCUGUUGCUAUGGGAAUUCAAGGCCUGGCCAAACUGAUUGCUGAUGUGGCCCCUGGUGCCAUCCGAGAGAAUGACAUCAAGAGCUACUUUGGCCGCAAGGUGGCCAUCGAUGCCUCCAUGAGCAUUUAUCAGUUCCUAAUUGCCGUGCGCCAGGGCGGAGACGUGCUGCAGAACGAGGAGGGGGAGACCACCAGCCACCUCAUGGGCAUGUUCUACCGCACCAUCCGCAUGAUGGAGAACGGCAUCAAGCCCGUGUAUGUCUUCGACGGCAAGCCGCCGCAGCUCAAGUCAGGUGAGCUGGCCAAGCGCAGUGAGCGGCGGGCUGAGGCGGAGAAGCAGCUGCAGCAGGCUCAGGCUGCUGGGGCCGAGGAGGAGGUGGAGAAGUUCACCAAGCGGCUGGUGAAGGUCACCAAGCAACACAACGAUGAGUGCAAGCAUCUGCUGAGCCUCAUGGGCAUCCCGUAUCUGGAUGCACCCAGUGAAGCCGAGGCCAGCUGUGCCGCCCUGGUGAAAGCCGGCAAAGUCUAUGCCGCGGCCACAGAGGACAUGGAUUGCUUGACCUUCGGUAGCCCUGUGCUCAUGCGGCACCUGACGGCCAGUGAAGCCAAGAAGCUGCCGAUCCAGGAAUUCCACCUGAGCCGGAUUCUGCAGGAGCUGGGCCUGAACCAGGAGCAGUUUGUGGAUCUGUGCAUCCUGCUGGGCAGUGACUACUGUGAAAGCAUUCGGGGCAUCGGGCCCAAGCGCGCUGUGGACCUCAUCCAGAAGCACAAGAGCAUCGAGGAGAUUGUGCGUCGACUCGACCCCAACAAGUACCCUGUGCCAGAAAAUUGGCUCCACAAGGAGGCCCAGCAACUCUUCCUGGACCCCGAGGUGCUGGACCCCGAGUCGGUGGAGCUGAAGUGGAGCGAGCCAGAUGAAGAGGAACUUGUCAAGUUCAUGUGCGGUGAGAAGCAGUUCUCCGAGGACCGGAUCCGCAGUGGGGUCAAGCGACUGAGCAAGAGCCGCCAGGGCAGCACCCAGGGCCGCUUGGAUGACUUCUUCAAGGUGACCGGCUCGCUCUCUUCAGCUAAGCGCAAGGAGCCGGCAUCCAAGGGACCCGCUAAGAAGAAGGCAAAGACUGGUGCAGCAGGAAAGUUCAAAAGGGGGAAAUAAAUGAGUUUCCCCCAUGAUACCUUGACCCCAGAAUAUCUGCCUUGUUGCACCCUUAAGAGCUAGCGCUAGAGAAACCUCCGUGGGGGCGGGAGGGGACUAUAUGGCUUCUCGCGCUACCCUUACCAGUAGUGCUUUUCCCUUUUCCCUUGAUUGUAUGGCAGGAAGGCCACAGAGGUACUUCGUUUCCUCCCUUUUAGCUCAGGAAAGUAUGUGAGGCUCAAACCGCCACCCAGGCAUUUUAAUGGACACUGAAUCCAUUGUUAUGUGAAGGUGAAAGCAACAAGAUUUGAAGAAAGGAGAAGGAGAAAAUGGUAGAGACAAAAGAUUGGAUGAUUUUCUGACUUGCUG
Condylura cristata (star-nosed mole) is the source of this 1602-nucleotide messenger RNA. RefSeq names its product flap structure-specific endonuclease 1 (gene FEN1). The transcript is spliced from 2 exons. The record is from RefSeq and is a predicted model, not a curated record. The coding region runs from base 112 to 1254 and encodes 380 amino acids. Gene Ontology annotation, molecular function: manganese ion binding; 5'-3' exonuclease activity; RNA-DNA hybrid ribonuclease activity. Gene Ontology annotation, cellular component: nucleus. Lineage: Eukaryota; Metazoa; Chordata; Mammalia; Eulipotyphla; Talpidae.